Molecule: messenger RNA, 1377 nt
Organism: Gadus chalcogrammus (walleye pollock)
Lineage: Eukaryota; Metazoa; Chordata; Actinopteri; Gadiformes; Gadidae
Product: heterogeneous nuclear ribonucleoprotein H-like
Exons: 11
Coding region: 157-1377 (406 amino acids)
Biological process (GO): regulation of RNA splicing
Cellular component (GO): nucleoplasm; ribonucleoprotein complex
Molecular function (GO): RNA binding
Source: RefSeq, a predicted model, not a curated record
UGUAGUCGGCAGGUUAUGCGCAUGCGUAGGGGUCCAAAGAACAGGGUGCCGUGGAAUGAAUGAAGCUUAGUACUACUACGGCUACUAAUACGACGACGAAUACCGCUGCUGCCGUAACUACUUCCACAUAAUACUCGGCAAGGGGGCUUCAAAGAGAUGGCAGAUGAAGGCUACGUGGUCCGGAUCCGAGGUCUUCCCUGGUCCUGCUCCGUUGAGGAGGUAUCCCGCUUCUUCUCAGACUGUAAGGUAGCCAACGAUGGCAACAGCGUCCACUUCACCUUCACGAGGGAGGGCCGGCCGAGCGGAGAGGCCUUCGUGGAGCUGGAGAGCGACGAGGACUUGAAGAUCGCCGUCAAGAAAGACCGAGAGACCCUGGGCCACAGAUACGUAGAAGUGUUCAAGUCCAACAGCGUGGAGAUGGAGUGGGUCCUGAAGCACACGGGGCCGGGCUGCACCCAGCCGGAGGAGGAGGCCGGGGACGGAGAGGGCCUGGUCCGUCUCAGAGGCCUGCCCUUCGGCUGCAGCAAGGAGGAGAUCCUACAGUUCUUCUCUGGCAUGGAGAUCGUUCCCAACGGCAUCACGUUGCCCAUGGACUACCAGGGAAGAGGGACUGGAGAGGCCUUCGUUCAGUUUGCCUCCCAAGACAUCGCAGAGCGGGCCUUGAAGAAACACAAGGAGCGCAUCGGACACCGCUACAUCGAGAUCUUCAAGUCCAGCCGGGCGGAGGUGCGGACCCACUACGAGCCGCAGCGUAAGGUGGGCGGCGGCGGAGGGGGGCGUCCCGGGCCCUACGACCGGCCCAGCGGCGGCGGCGGCGGCGGCGGGCGCGGCAGCUACAACGGCAUGAACCGCGGCGGGGGGGCGGUGGACCGCCGCCGGGGGGGAUACGGAGGAGGUUCUGAGCGCUACGGCGACAGCGGCUCCAACUUCCAGAGCACCACGGGCCACUGCGUCCACAUGAGGGGCCUGCCCUACCGCGCCAGCGAGACGGACAUCUACAACUUCUUCUCCCCCCUGAACCCGGUGCGCGUGCACGUGGAGGUGGGGCACGACGGACGCGUGACCGGAGAGGCCGACGUGGAGUUUGCCACACACGAAGACGCAGUGGCGGCAAUGUCUAAAGACAAGGCCAACAUGCAGCAUCGCUACGUGGAGCUGUUCCUCAACUCCACCUCCGGGGGAAGCAACGGGGGAUACGGAGGCCAGAUGAUGGGCAACCAGUCUUCGUAUGGUAACCAGGGGAUGGGGGGCUACAACAGUGGUGGUGGUGGUGGUGGCAUGGGUGGGGGCUACAGUGACUACAGUAACCAGAGCGGCGUGGGCAACAGUUACUAUGGCAACGGCCGAGGCUCCAUGGGAGGGGGGUGGGGCAUGUGA